AUGACGGACCCAGACCUCAACAAUAAGCUCGAUAGACUACUCACUCUAUUGGAAGCACAGCUAGAGCUUACCAGACAGGUCUCAUUCAACCUGGAUGAGCAGGAGGACAUCAACUAUGAGAAGUAUGCUUCACCUACUGGGCCAAGAUAUGUCAAGACUAAGCUGGACCCCUACAGCAGGACUAGGACGGACCCUUACCCCCUGGACCACAAGGAGGAUACCAGCAUCAUGGCAGAGCUUAACCGGUCAAAGCCCAUCGCCACCCCCUUUCCAAAGUUCAAUCCCCGAGACAUGGAGAUCUUCAUUCUAGAAGCCGAAGCAUGGUUUAAGUUCAACCAGGUGUAUGAGCAGUCUAGGAUGAUCAAUCACAUGGGUGCUCAACUGGAAGGGACAGCAAGAGAGUGGUGGACCUCCAAGCUCCGUAUUGAUAGAGCUAGAGAAGGAAGGUUGUUCAAUGAUUGGCACUACUUCACAGAGCGACUGUCAGAACAGUUCAACCCACGCAAUGCUAGGAUGGAGGCAUACAACAAGCUGUUGGCUCUCAGACUCACAAGUGAUGCUCCUGGUGCUGCCACAUGUCAUGUAGAGCGGUUCAGAGACUUGGAGGGACAGGUCAACCUAGAUGACAACGAGCUAGUAAUUGAUCUCUUCAGAGGAAGUCUCACUUGCAGCAUACAGGAGAAGUUCGAGAGGAAUCCACCUGGGAAGAGAUGGGAGUGGUACCGAGAGGUUGAGGAGAUCGAUCGACAGAGGAUGCUACUACAGCAUGGAGGCAAAGCAGUACUGGAGCUCUCUGGAAUGGUUCAAGACCAUCCUGCUUGGAUACUAGCUGAUACCGGUGCUGGUUUGUCCAUAGUCUCAGAUUCUUUCAUUAGUAAGUACCAAAUACCCACAAAACCCAUAAAAACAAGAUCGAUCCAUGGUGUCACCAGGCACCAACUCUCCAUCAAUAGUUCUGCGAGCAUGCAGGUAUCUAUUGGUACACACAAUCUGGGUGUGGUCGAAGCUUCAGUGGCCGACACUGUGGACUAUGACCUCAUCCUGGGGUUCACUGAGCUACGGAGGCUCAAACCCACCAUACAAUGGGAUAUGGGCCAGCUGGAGUUCAAGACUCAGGAGCAGGACCGACCCCCAAGGAGACCCCCUGAGGCAGCAAGAGCAGGGGACCUAACCAUGAGGAGACCAACCCUUCAUGGUAACGAGUUUGUCUCAGCAGAGCGCAUACUACGAGCAGCUCUGGAAGAUGGACCCAUAGGGUUCAUGCUGUUGGAGGAGCCACCAUCAUCACUCCCAGCCUUUGGUUUUGUACCUACAGGCGCAGACAAAGGAGUCGAGAUGGAGGUGGAAGUAGACAAGGUGGUGACGGCUGCAGACAUACCAAAGCCAUACCAACACCUGCAAGAUGUGUUUGAUGAGGUGGAAGCAGACAAGCUGCCCCAUCAUACCGGGCAUGAUCUCCACCUCGAGUUGAUAGAAGGAGGGAAGCCACCUCAAGGGCCCCUAUACCUUAAGGGACCCAAGGAGAUGUCCGAGUUGAGGAGAUACUUGGAUGAGAACCUCGAGAAGGGGUUCAUAAGACCAUCGAAGAGCCCGGCACGAUCACCAGUGCUCUUCGUACCAAAGAAGGAUGGAGGUCUCAGACUCUGUGUGGACUACAGAGGUCUCAACGAGAUCACUGUCAAGAACAGGGCACCAUUGCCCCUCAUCGAGGAGCAGCUGUUCUUACUCAGGAAGGCAAGGAUCUAUACCAAGCUAGACCUUAGAGCAGCAUACAACCUCAUCCGGAUUGCUAAAGGAGAUGAAUGGAAGACAGCUUUUGGCACUCAGUUGGGACUCUAUGAGUACCUAGUGAUGCCCUUUGGCCUAGCCAAUGCUCUGGCUCACUUCCAUGACACUGAGGAGGUACAUGUGAAGCAUGUCACCAAGGUCCUCACUCACUUGAGGAGCAACAGGCUCUUUGCCAAGCUGUCGAAGUGUGAGUUCCACACCAAGAUAGUCGAGUUCCUGGGAUACAUCAUCAAGCCAAUGGGUAUAGAGAUGGACCCAGAAAAGGUGCGCACUGUCAAAGAGUGGCCAAUGCUGGAGUCAAUCCAUGACAUCCAGAGGUUCCUGGGUUUUGCCAACUUCUAUCGAAGGUUCAUAGCCCACUUUGCUUGCAUAGCCAAGCCAUUGACAUCACUGGUAAAGCCUAUAGAACGGUUCAAGAAGUUCGAGCUACCAGAGGAGGCCCAACAGGCCUUCCACAAGCUCAUCCAGGCCUUCACAUCAGCAGGAGUGCUUCAGCACUUCGACUACCACCUUCCAACAAGGAUGGAGACUGAUGCAAGUGACUUUGCUAUAGCAGGAGUACUCAAGCAGGAGCAUGAAGGACAAUGGCAUCCAGUGGCCUUCUACUCUAGGAAGAUGUCUUCUGCUGAGAAGAACUAUGAAAUCCAUGACAAGGAGCUCCUAGCUGUGGUCGUCUGCCUUACUCAGUGGCGACACAUGCUAGCUGGACUACUGAGCCAACUGGUCAUCCUCACCAACCAUGAAGCCCUCAAGUACUUCAAGUCACAGAGACACAUCACAGGUCGAGACAAAGGUGGUGAACCCGAUGCUCUCACCAGAAGGACAGACAUGCAACCAGCUGGUGAAGAGCAGGAUCACAAUGUGAGGCAACUACUGCCUCCUCGAGUGUUCAAGGAGACAGCAUACCAUGACUUGAUCCUAGUGGCCCCCAUGAUCUCAAUGGAGUCCAUAGCAUCAAAAGGUCUCAGAGACCUGGUCAAGAUCUUCCAGCCCUUAGACCAAGAGCUACAGGAGAUACAUAGGAAGAAGCCCUUUGAGGUCAAGGAUGACCUAUGGUACAGUGGAGGAAGGUUGGUUAUCCCCAAAGUGAUCAUGCCAGGGAGGACCAACAACCGACACUCAAGGAGUGCCAAAGAGGUAGAUGGACAGUCUCUCUCUGUAGAGCACCUGCGAUUCAUGGUGAUGACUCAAUGCCAUGAUGGCAUCACUGCUGGACACGUGGGAAGAGAUGCUACCAUCAAGGCAGCUCAACGACAUUACUGGUGGCCAAACAUGACAGCUUGGAUUGCAGACUAUGUAGAAAGUUGUCCUGUAUGUGCUAGGUACAAAGCUCCUCGUCACCAUCCAUAUGGUUUGCUACAGCCACUAGCAACACCAGACAGGCCCUGGGGCUCCAAAUCCCUCGACUUCAUUGAAGGACUACCACCAUUGAAGAAGUAUGACUCCAAGACCUAUGACUCUAUCUUAGUCAUUGUCAACAGGUUAACCAAGUUUGCCAUACUAGCUCCAACCCAUAACACAGUCACGGCCAAACAGACUGCAGUGUUGCUAUAUGGACACAUGGUUAGACUCUUCGGAUACCCAGAUCACAUGGUCUCGGACCAAGGCAGGCAGUUCAUAUCAGGAGCAUGGAAGGCAUUCGCAGAACAAAUGGGUGUGAAGCACUCACUUAGCAUGGCUUACCAUCCUCAAACCAAUGGUCAGACAGAGAGGGUCAAUCAGGUCAUAGAGCAAUACCUAAGGAUGUACUGCAACUAUGAGCAGGAUGACUGGGCCAACCUGCUGGACACUGCAGCCUUUGUAUACAACAACACGGUCCACAACAGCAUUGGUGUCUCACCAUUCUUUGCAUGCUAUGGAUGGAACCCCAAAGCUCAUCCUGACAUCCCUCAACAACUAGGAGUCAAUGAUCCAGGUUGCUUUGAGUACCUCAUGGAUGGAAAGGAGUGUUGCAAGUACCUCCAGGAGCAGAUCAGAGAGGCACAACAAAGAUCAGUAGACCAGUAUAACAGGAAGCACAAAGACAUCGAGUUUAAGGUGGGUGAUAUGGUCUAUAUCAACUGUCGAAACUGGAAGACUAGGAGACCCACACCCAAGUUAGAUACCUGGUUUGCAGGACCCUACCCAGUUCAGGAAUGGCCAGCAAGAACAAGUUCUCUUCCUCAACAUGCUGAACAGCCCACCAUACCAUCACUUCCAGAUGAGGACCUUGACUUCGAAGUCGAAGCACUCAUUGACAAGCGUUCACACAAUGGGACUACAGAGUACAAAGUGUUGUGGAGAGGGUACUCAGAAGAAGCUGCUUCAUGGGAACCAGUGGAGAAUCUCAACUGCCCCGACCUCAUCCAGGAGUAUGAGGUGUCGGAGGGGGGACGAGCGAGUAGACAAAGUAGAGAGAGGAGGAGAGCACAGGAGGAGUAG
Ustilago hordei is the source of this 4209-nucleotide messenger RNA. RefSeq lists its product as uncharacterized. NCBI's taxonomy places the organism in Eukaryota, Fungi, Basidiomycota, Ustilaginomycetes, Ustilaginales, Ustilaginaceae. The record is from RefSeq and is a predicted model, not a curated record. Gene Ontology annotation, biological process: DNA integration. The transcript is spliced from 6 exons. Gene Ontology annotation, molecular function: nucleic acid binding. The coding region runs from base 1 to 4209 and encodes 1402 amino acids.